Molecule: messenger RNA, 1827 nt
Organism: Trichoderma reesei QM6a
Lineage: Eukaryota; Fungi; Ascomycota; Sordariomycetes; Hypocreales; Hypocreaceae
Product: cystathionine beta-lyase/cystathionine gamma-synthase
Exons: 3
Coding region: 1-1827 (608 amino acids)
Biological process (GO): transsulfuration
Molecular function (GO): pyridoxal phosphate binding; cystathionine gamma-synthase activity
Source: RefSeq, a predicted model, not a curated record
AUGCCUGUAAUCUCACUGGGAGAAUCUAUACCUCCAGAUACGGCUCAUGCCGUGAGUGUGUCUCUGCCAACAUGGCAGGCCAACGUCGACUAUGAAGAAGGCGAACCGCGAGUCGUCAGCCGAAUGGUUACUGGUUAUCCUCGAUUCUUCAUCCACAAGAGCAUCGAGGCCCUCUCCAAAGACCUUCUCGCAGCUUACGGACAGCCCGGCCAGCGCAUCCUGUUGUUCCCUACGGCGGCCGCUGCUCGAAGAUGCCUGGACUUUAUGCGCCCGCGAGUGACUCCAGAAAUCGCCAGCCAGAUCCAUGUGGUUGAUCUUGCGCUCGACGCUUCCAAGGACGUCUCUCCGCUCUUGAAGCAGCUUUCACCCACCAUCUCCGGCAUCAUCUUCCCGCAGGAGUCCUUUCCCGUAGCAAAGGAGUACUGGCAACACACUGGCGAUGGGGUUUCAAGUCGACGGGCUGAAUUCUCCCAUGAACUGUUCAAGCACGGCCAACUGGUUCCCGUCAGCGAACAGCAACCCCAACAGCCUCCUCGAACCCCCCAAGAGAAGCCCCUGCGUGGCCCGAAGCGAUAUUCACGAGCCAAUUCCUCCGCCGGCAUCAAUUCAGCCGGCGCCGAAAACAAGGGGCCCGCCUCGUCUUCCGAGAAUCCGGAAGAGGCACGCGAGAGCUUCCAUUUCCUCGAAGAGCGUUUUGGAAGGAAUCUCGACCUUUCGCAAGUCGCGCGCGCAAAGUCCGCCAUUCGUAGGAGAAUCGCCGGGUCUCUCGCGGGCGAUGCAGACAUGAACGACGACCCCACCAAGGCCAACAGCGAGGCAAACGCUCGAGGCAUCGAGGCUCUCGACGAGACCGACGUCCUGCUGUAUCCCUGCGGCAUGAACGCCAUCUUCAACGCCCACCGUGCUCUCCUGGCCGCCCUGGGCUCGCGCAAGAGCAUCAACUUUGGCUUCCCCUACAUUGACACGCUCAAGGUCCUCGAGAAGUUUGGUCCAGGCGCUGUCCUCUAUGGCCACGCCUCGUCGGAGGAACUUGACCAGCUCGAGGGCGCGCUCAAGGACGGGCAGCGCUUCCUCGCCCUCUUUUGCGAGUUCCCAGGGAACCCCCUUCUCGCCUGUCCGGAUCUGAAGCGGAUCCGCAAGCUGGCGGACCAAUAUGACUUUGCCGUGGUCGUCGAUGAGACGAUUGGCACGUUUGCCAACGUCAACGUCCUCCCGUACGCCGACAUCGUCGUCAGCAGCCUGACCAAGAUCUUCUCGGGCGACUCAAACGUCAUGGGCGGAUGCACAGUCCUGAACCCGGAAGGCAAACACUACCGGGUGCUCAAGAAGGUCUUUGAGGAGCAAAUCUACGAAGACACGUACUGGGUCGAGGAUAUCCUCUUCAUGGAGAGGAACAGCCGCGACUUCUCGAGCCGAGUGAAGCGCAUCAAUGCCAACGCGGAAGCAAUCUGCGACAUCCUGCGAACCCACCCGCUCGUCAAGACCGUCUACUACCCCAAGUACAACCCAUCGAGACCCAAUUACGAGGCUUGUCGCCUGCCCGAUGGCGGAUAUGGAGGGCUGCUCUCCGUCGUCUUCACCCACCCGCAGUAUGCGCAAGUUUUCUAUAACAAUUUGGAUACCGCAAAGGGACCCAGCUUGGGGAGCAACUUUACACUCUGCUCGCCCUACGUCUUGUUGGCGCAUUACAAGGAGCUGGACUGGGCGGCUCAGUAUGGUGUAGACGCAAAUCUGGUUCGUGUUAGUGUGGGCUUGGAGGAGCCGGAGGAGCUGCAGCACCUGUUCAAGAAAGCUCUGGCAGCAGCCGAAUCGGUAACAAUUGCAUAA